This is a messenger RNA of Dendroctonus ponderosae (mountain pine beetle), 1200 nucleotides long. RefSeq names its product lipase member H-B. The record is from RefSeq and is a predicted model, not a curated record. The coding region runs from base 55 to 1092 and encodes 345 amino acids. Lineage: Eukaryota; Metazoa; Arthropoda; Insecta; Coleoptera; Curculionidae. Gene Ontology annotation, molecular function: lipase activity. The transcript is spliced from 6 exons.
UAUUUUAACAUAACUAAUAACCAGUUUACAGGUAAAAAUACUGCCAAUUUUAAAAUGGGACGAACUAGUUACGCGGGAGUCGCAAUAUUCUUACUAAGCUUCUGUUUUUGUCACAACUCCGCUUUGGAUAUUCCAUCGCAAAAGGAUUUUUUGUGCUCGAUUUUUAACGCAACCGAAAAAGAACUAGCGGUAAUAGUGGCUAAGUUCUCAUUAACCGGCCAUGUGUCACUAAACGAGAUAAAAAUCAUCCAAUACACAGCUGAUGGAGGCAACUACUCAGCUACACUAUCGGACCCUGAAGGCCUCAAGGCAAUUAACUUAGAUUCCGAUCAAAAAAUUGUGAUUAUCACACAUGGAUUUUGGUCUUCAGGUACUACCGACUGGGUAGUAAAUAUGGCAACUGCCUACCAUGGUAUUGGAAUCAGAAACACCUUAGCGGUGGAUUGGGCUGAACCAGCUUCCACAAUCAACUACGUUGGAUCCGCAAGAGCCACCUUAAAUGUUGGUCGUUUGGUUGCUGAGUGGCUGGUCAGCUAUUUGGAAAAUAAUGCCACGCUGAUUCAAAAUCUCCAUCUGGUUGGGCAUUCUUUGGGAGCACACAUAUCCGCAUUCAUUGGACAGACCAUCUACAACCUUACCGAUGUUAAAGUCGGCCGGAUUUCUGGUCUAGAUGUCGCAGCUCCCUUGUUCGAGUAUCCGAAGAAACUGUCCGCAUCUAUGCGAUUUAGUGCAGAUGAUGCGGAAGAAGUGGAAGCAUAUCACACGGACAAACAUCUGCUUGGUUUCGCGUCGGCAGUUGCCAAACAAGAUUUUUUGGUUAAUUAUGGAGGUCCCAUCCAACCUUCAUGUAAAUCCGAAAGCAAUAUCAUAGAGCAAAUCGAAUGCAGCCACGGUUUUUCCCAUGAAUUAUUUAUAAAUACCAUAAAGGAGGAAGAUUACUACGCAAAAAAGUGCUCCAGUUCCGAAACGGCGAGACUCCAACUUUGCAAUGGAAACUUGGCGGUUAUAAUGGGAGAAUUUAACAAUGGGACCUCUGAGCAAGGGACCUUCUAUGGGAAUACGGAUAGUGUUGGAGAUCCAAAAGACCUUUGAGGCAAAUAUGGAAGCUCAGUAGAGGAAAUUUGAUUACAAUUGAACCAGAUAUAGGAAGCACAGAAGCAUUUCUGGCCGGGAAAUGAGUACAUUAAAUGUUAAAAAAUC